Messenger RNA from Cydia fagiglandana, 1289 nucleotides. RefSeq names its product acidic mammalian chitinase-like. The record is from RefSeq and is a predicted model, not a curated record. Gene Ontology annotation, molecular function: chitin binding; chitinase activity. Gene Ontology annotation, biological process: chitin catabolic process; carbohydrate metabolic process. NCBI's taxonomy places the organism in Eukaryota, Metazoa, Arthropoda, Insecta, Lepidoptera, Tortricidae. Gene Ontology annotation, cellular component: extracellular region. The coding region runs from base 1 to 1284 and encodes 427 amino acids. The transcript has 9 exons.
AUGGCUCAGCGAUCCAAAGAGGGUCUUGGCCUCGGAAACGAGAGCACGCCACUUUUCCCUAUCCGGCGCCGUUUCCUGCCAAUUAUCGGCUUGAAGCUGACGCAGAUCCGCUUCCACACUCUCCCCAGCGGUAUCUGGGCAGACCUACCGGGCGGCCACCAGUCGGUCUUCCCAACGGACGGCGUAGUCAUCUGUUACUACGGAGAAUGGGCCAACGAGAGAAAUGGGGUCGGCCGCUUCGGCAUCAGUGACCUGCCCACUGAUCUCUGCACCCAUAUUGUCUAUUCUUUCCUCUUGCCUAACGGAACCACGGGAGGCAUUAUUCCUCCUACACAAACUACUUACGAAGGAAAGGGCAAUUCUGUUGCUGACCUCAUUGCGUUAAAAGAGCAGAAUGCCGAUUUGAAAAUCAUGGCUGCUAUUGGUGGUUGGAAUGAAGGCUCAACUAACUUCUCAACGGUUGUCAACAACGAUACUUUGAGGGCAAUCUUCGUCAGUAACUUGUACAACUAUAUUGAUUCCAACGGCUUCGAUGGUUUGGACCUGGACUGGGAGUACCCUGCACAAAGAGAUGGAGUAGAUACUGAUAAGGAACAAUUCGUGACUUUAGCCAAGGAGUUGAAGGAAGCAUUCGCAGAGAAAUCUUAUCUGUUGACCGCUGCCGUCGCCGUCACCCAGUCCAACAUCGAUUUAUCCUACAACGUCACCGGACUUAACGAAUACCUGGACUACUUCAACCUGAUGCUGUACGAUUUCUACGGCUCUUGGAAUACCGAGACUGGAGUAAACGCGCCCCUCUAUGCUCAGUUAACUGACGCCGCCGACUUAAAUUUUAAUGUUAACAACUCUGUCAACGUCUGGAUCAACAACGGCGCGACCCCCUCCAAGCUGGUGUUGGGCAUGGGAGCGUAUGGAAAGACCUUUAAUCUGACCAGUCUGAACAACACUUCAACCGGAGCGCCAAUCACCGGUGCUGGAGCAGGUGGCCCUUAUGUUGCAGAAGAUGGAACUUACAGUUACUAUGAGAUUUGUGAAGACCAACUGAACAACUCCGCAGAAUGGAACAUUACCGAGGUAGAGGGCAACUACGUGUAUGCUAAUAAGGACCUCUUCUGGGUCGGCUACGACAACCCCAACACUAUUAAGGCUAAGGCACAAUACGCCAAAAGCAUGGGCCUGGGAGGCAUCAUGUACUGGGCUGUAGACUUGGAUGACUUCGGUGGCCUCUGCGGAGACAAGUACCCUCUUAUCUCAGCGGGCAUCGCUGGGUAUAACUCUGCUUAACUUUA